AUGAACUCGAUUCAAACUCUACUAUCUAACAUCGCAACGAAGUCAAAGUCAUGCAAAUUUCAAAAUCCAAUUCAAAAUGCCGAUUUGAAAGUAGUACCAAAAUCAACUUAUAGACAUAUAAUGAUUAAACCACCAAAGAAGAUUCACGGGUUGAAAAGUUUUCAAACUCACGUUCUACCAACAAAUCGAUCAGAAAUUAGAGGAAUAGAUGGAGCCAUACAUGUCGCAGUACAGUCAAAGUUUAGACCAAAGUUAUAUCAUCCAAUUCUUAACAAUGAAUUUAUCUCAAUACAAUUUUUCCCAAAAGAUCACAUAGUCAGUAAUUUUAGAAAAUCAUAUAUUUCCUUUUUCUUUACAAUGCAACAACUUCCACUAAUGAAUAGCCCAGUUUUAGAUACAGAAUUCAGGUCAUACCAAGGAAAACUACGAAAUUUACAAUUUUUCAAAACCAAAAGAAAACCAAUCCAGUCAGCAUGUGGAAGAACAAAACUUAAGAAAAAGUUUAGACAGCUUUUUAUUGAUGCAAUAAAAGAAACUAAUACAAGCAAGGGGAAAUUAGCAGGAGUUUAUGCAUUAUCAAUUAAAAAAGUUCCAGUUAAUGAAAUUGAAGAUCAAUUAGUAAGAGAAUCAUUUAAGAAAUUGCUUAAUAAAUUAAAUAAACCAAGAAAACCUACAGGAUCUAAGACGGUAAAACUUGGUGAAUUUUUCAAAAACGUUCAGUAUUCAUACAAGGUUGGUAAUAUGACAGAUAAUAGAGUCAGAUUUCCAUUUAUGAAAGGUUCGGAAUUAAAAGCAUAA
This is a messenger RNA of Lodderomyces jiufengensis, 798 nucleotides long. RefSeq lists its product as uncharacterized. The coding region runs from base 1 to 798 and encodes 265 amino acids. Lineage: Eukaryota; Fungi; Ascomycota; Pichiomycetes; Serinales; Debaryomycetaceae. The record is from RefSeq and is a predicted model, not a curated record. The transcript has a single exon.